AUGACAUCUUUCCGAACUUCAACCUACAUAAUUUUAUGGUUCCUGGCCAAUUCCACGUACUACCACAUGUUUUUCAUGGGUUAUCCUCUCAGCGAAGUUCGUUCCGGAGUUCCUGCCAUGGGGAUUCUAAUCAAUAUUCCUAUAAUGAUUCUCAUGAUGGCAAAUACCCGUUGGUCUCUUUCUAAAGCUCGAAACCUCGGAUUCUACUACACAGUUUUCAUGCUUUUUGUCUUCCUUUUUGCCGGUCUGUUGCUUGCAGUUCGGGAUCCAACUCGUUAUAUUUGCGACAACGGUCCAGAAAUCUGUGGAAAACACAAUGCUCGUUCCACAUUAUUGUCUUUUAUUAAAGGACUCGAGAUGUUUUUAGUUUACGGCGGACUCAUCUUCUUGGAAAUUCUUCGUUGUCAAAUCAUCUCUGCCCAACUUCAAGACAUUAUUCAAAAGGAAUUAUUUGGGUAUGAUGGGGAGAACGAAGACGAAGGCAGCUGGAUUUAA
This is a messenger RNA of Caenorhabditis remanei, 495 nucleotides long. RefSeq lists its product as uncharacterized. The transcript is spliced from 2 exons. Lineage: Eukaryota; Metazoa; Nematoda; Chromadorea; Rhabditida; Rhabditidae. The record is from RefSeq and is a predicted model, not a curated record. The coding region runs from base 1 to 495 and encodes 164 amino acids.